This is a messenger RNA of Odontomachus brunneus, 3176 nucleotides long. RefSeq names its product xaa-Pro aminopeptidase 1. Gene Ontology annotation, molecular function: metalloaminopeptidase activity. The transcript has 12 exons. The record is from RefSeq and is a predicted model, not a curated record. Bases 823 to 3003 code for a protein of 726 amino acids. NCBI's taxonomy places the organism in Eukaryota, Metazoa, Arthropoda, Insecta, Hymenoptera, Formicidae.
AUAAUCGAUCAAUAAUUUCCAUUAGCAGUUAUCUACUUCAAGCUACGACUUCACGAGACCAUACGAAAAUACCGCGGAUCUUAAAAAUCUAAAAUACCGCUGGAGGCACAACCGCCUCCGCGAUCGACGUCGAUAUAGGAGGCAGUCUAGUGGGAAGAACAGAAGGUGGAGGAGGAAGAGGCACAGAGAAUUAGAGCCGGGACUGUUCAGUCUCCCUCGAGUCGCUCGUCGCUUCGAUAGCGUACGCACCAGGUGAUCGUGACGGAUAACGUACGGCCGCGAAUGUUGCUGUGCUGCUCACCGUUUCGUCUCCGUACGAUUUCACGUCGCUUCCACGCGAUCUCGCACGCGAUUGCGUUCGAAAAUAUUCGCAGACAAGCGGGAGAGACGCUUCCCGCGCAAAGUCAAGUUUCGCGAAGAGCUGCGAGGUGGACCACGGCGAUUCAGUUCGACCCAUGAGAUAUCGAGCAAAGGAGGGUUCGCGGGACGAAUCGUGUGAGAGAGAACUGCAUGCGGUUUCAUCGACCAGUCGUUUUCUAACACAAGACAGCUGGCUCUCGGUCGCACGGCGUUUACACGACCUGAUACACCUGCGGUACAACACCGGAAGAGUACCAUUGCUCCAGUGCCGGAGCAGAGAGUCUCCUCCGCUUGUUCUCCAGUGCCGGUCUUCCGCGCUACAGCCGACGCUAUUAUUGCAGUGCAAUCUAAAUUUAGACGAGAACGCGUGCUUGACGUAAAUCGCGCCGCUCUUUUUAUUCCGAAUCAACGUGCCGCCGCGUCCGCGGUUUACGUGCCGGCGCCCAUCAAGGCAUUCGCAUCAUGAAGAAGCUUGUCUUGCAAAUCCUCCUAACGUCUUGCGUUCUAGAACUGACAAGAGCCGAUAAGGACGAUAAAUUGUCGGAACCACAACUAAAUCACAAUGGAGCCAAAAGAUUAUAUUGUCCGGUGAAUGCUUACAUCGAAAAUCAACCAGUCAAUCGACACGAUACUUCUUUGCAACUAAGACAACUGAGAUCUGAAAUGGUUCGCGUGGCAGCGGUUCAAGGACCAGCCCUUGAUGGAUAUAUUGUUACAUCGGACGAUGAACAUCAAAGUGAGGUCGUGGAUCCGCGUGAUAUGAGAAGAGAAUUUCUUACUGGAUUCACUGGAAGUACUGGAGAAGCUGUUGUCACUAUAGACAAAGCGGUACUCUGGACUGAUGGUAGAUAUCACAUUCAAGCAGAUCAUCAACUGGACUGCAACUGGAUCCUAAUGAAAGAAGGACAAUACGAUGUACCAUCGAUAACAGAAUGGUUAAUGCACGAAUUUCAAAAUCAGACGAAAGUACGUAUCGGUGCUAAUCCGAAAUUAAUACCGGCAUCUAUGUGGAAGAUAUGGGAGGACGAUUUAGAAAAUUCCCCCGUAAAAUUGGUCGCAGUCGGUAACGACCUGGUGGACUUGAUCUGGCAGGUGGGCCGACCUGAGUACAAUCCCCACGCGGCAUAUCCGUUGCCAGACGAGUAUUCCGGUAAACCGUGGCAGGAGAAAAUCCAACGAAUCCGACUAGAAAUGGAGGUCUCAUCGGCCGAUGCACUCGUCGUCACCGCUCUGGACGAGAUAUCAUGGCUAUUCAACAUCCGCGGCUAUGACCUGCCGCAUACGCCUGUUCUAAGGUCCUACGCGAUCAUCACUCACGGAUCCAUACAUCUCUACGCACCACGACAAAAGAUCCUGCGGGCCGUCGACAUACAUCUGAGAACCGAUUCCUGCUACCAUAAAAACUGCGUCAAGUGGCAUAAUUACACGACUAUUUGGCACGAUUUAAGGACCAUGUCUCAAGCCUGGGAUACAGUUUGGCUUCCUUCGCCUUGCUGCUAUACACUGGGUGCGUCUAAAGAAAUAUACAAUUCUAUUCCACCAAAGAAAAGAUUACCAAAAUCUUCGCCCAUAAUCAAUCUACGAGCAGAGAAGAACAAAGUUGAGGCGGCAGGUAUGAGGAAAUCUCAUCUAAAAGACGCAGUGGCAAUGUGCGAUUUUCUGUCUUAUAUGGAAGAGCAAUACGAAUUUGAACCUGAAGGAUGGGACGAGAUGCAAGUGGCUAGAUUAGCAAAUGAACUCCGUUACGAGCAAGACGAUAAUAAAGGCAUUUCUUUCCCAACAAUCGUGGGAUACGGACCGCACGGUGCUAUGCCACAUUACGAGCCAAUUAAUUUAACCAACGUUAAAAUCGGGACCACAUCCACACUAGUGGUGGAUUCCGGAGGACAAUACUUGGAUGGUACUACCGAUGUGACCAGGACUCUUCAUUUCGGAGAUCCGACCGAUGAGCAGAAGAAAGCCUACACGAGAGUGCUGAUAGGUUCGAUUCAACUGUCGUCUUUGAUCUUUCCAAGCGGUCUAACGACAGAUCAGUUGGAUGUUGUCGCACGGGGACCAUUAUGGAGCACCGGUUACGAUUAUAUGCAUGGAACUGGUCAUGGAAUCGGCCACUUCUCUUCGGUUCACGAAUCGCCUAUCAGCGUGUCAUAUUUCGUCAACAAUUCAGUCACUGGAUGUUCCAUCAAGCUGAAGCCAGGUUUCUUUCUAUCUAAUGAACCAGGAUACUACAAGGAGGACGAUUUUGGUGUUCGUUUAGAGAACAUAAUCGAAGUGAUCUCUGCUGAAAAAUCAACACAUAGCAAGCAACAAUUCCUGAAAUUCAGAGAUGUCACUUUGGUCCCUUACGAACCGAAACUUAUCGAUGUCGAUAUGCUAACUCCGUUGCACCGACGUUGGCUGAAUAAUUACAAUAAACGUAUUCGGGAAGAAGUUGGUGCAGAGUUAAAGAAGAGAUUAAAAAUGAAAGCAUUUUACUGGAUGAUGUUGAAGACUGCAACCAUUCCAGAAACAAGUUCAAACAGCCAGAGCUUUUUCGCAGAUUAUUCUCACUCGAUGCCGUCCGUCUCUAGGCCAUUCCACAUUUUAGUCGCAAUCAUUGUUGCUUAUCACAUCAUAGAAAAUUUUACAAGAAUGUGCAACUAAUUGAAGAAGCCGAUCACUGACAUUACUUAUCAAACACUUUCAAAAGUAUACAUAACUCCUUUUUUAUUGUAAAAUAUACACCAUUUCCAAAUGUCGAUAUAAACUAGUGUAUACUUACUUUGAAAAGUAAAAUGUAGAAAUAACAUUUAAUAAAUUAUUUUUCUACAUAAAAA